Molecule: messenger RNA, 4646 nt
Organism: Zea mays
Lineage: Eukaryota; Viridiplantae; Streptophyta; Magnoliopsida; Poales; Poaceae
Product: translocase of chloroplast 159, chloroplastic
Exons: 2
Coding region: 226-4401 (1391 amino acids)
Biological process (GO): protein targeting to chloroplast
Cellular component (GO): chloroplast outer membrane
Molecular function (GO): GTPase activity; GTP binding
Source: RefSeq, a predicted model, not a curated record
CCAAACCAAGUAAAAACCAAAUCUGUUCUUCUGUUAAAAAUCCGAAAUGGGAAGAAUCCCACACAUAAAUAUCCCGGAGAUAAUUUUAUCUUCCCAGACUGACCUAAAACCCUCCUCACCUUAUCUUCUCGUCGCCUCCCCUUCCCCCACCCUGCUUCCUCGAAUCCUACUGCUGGUGCCGCUGUUUUCUUGCUUCGUUGCGUGCUGGCGGAGCAAGAGGCGGACAUGGCCACCACCACCGACGCCGCCCCAGUCGCGCCCGUGGAGGAAGGGAACGCCGCCCCGGCGGCCGCCGAGGAGGAGCCGCCCAAGAAAGUCGAGGCAGCCGUGGCCACCACCGACGCCGCCCCAGUCGCUCCCGCGUCCGUGGAGGACGAAAAUCCGGCCCUGGCGGCGGCGGCCGAGGAGGAGCUAACCGAGAAAUUCGAGUCGGCAGCGGCGGCGGCGGCGGAGGAGGAGGUGGAUGAUAGGGAGGCGCCGAAGCAGGUCGUGGCGGAUGUGGGAGAGAGGGAGGAGGAGGAGGAGGAGGUGAGAUUGGAGGCGAAGAGUGAGGGCGUUGCGGGUCCAGAGGCCGAGAACGGAAAGGCGGAGGGUGUUGUCGUCGGGGGACAUGAUGGCAGGGAUGUAAAUGAGGCGGAAGAGGAUCGUAGAGUUGGGAAGUUGGGCGCCGCGACGGCCGUGAAGGAUGGCGGCGGCGAAGAACCGGCGUCGGAGGAUGGAGAGGCGGCCGCUUCUGUGUCAGCGCCAGUGUCAGAGGUGGAGUCCAAGUCGGAGAACGGUGAAUCGGGGGAGGGGGAUCCUUCUCUGGCUUCCCCUGAUGCGCCGGAAAGUGAUGAGAAGGGCGAAUUGCAGGAGGAGGAGCAGCAUGAUGAGGAAAGAGGUGCUGCAGUAGAGGUAAAUGUUGUGGAUAAGAUAGCAGAGGAUGUCGAGUCGCCUGUGGCUGAAGAGGAGAAACUGGUACCGGAAGUUGAGAAGGGCGAGGAGGUAGGUUCUGGGAGUGCAGUUGGUGGCGAGUUGAGUGAUGAGGAGGAGGUUGAGGUCUCUCCCUCUCCUCUGGGCGAGGAGGUGGCAGAGGUGGCAGAACCACAGGAUAAGGUAGCCCAUGUUUCUGAAGCUAAUGGUGAAUUGGGUGAUGGGAAAGAAGCGAGUGAUGAUGUGGUUGCUCUGGGAGGUGGAGAAGCCACUAACAAGGAUGCUGUUGGUGAUGAUGUGGUGGCUCUGGGAGGUGAAGAAACCUUAGAAGAAUCGACAAACAAGGAUGCUGAUGGUGAUGAUUCUCUGGGAGGUGGAGAAGCUUCAGAAGAAUCGGCUAACAAGGAUGCUGAUGGUGAUGAUGUGGUGGCUCAGGGAGGUGAAGAAGCCCUAGAAGAAUCGACCAAGAAGGAUGCUGAUGUUGAAGAUGAGGCCAUCAGGCCUGAGCCACCGAGUGAGGCAACUGCAGUGGUUAUGAAUGAUGGAAGCAUAGAGGAGCUUGCCCCUGCAAGUGCUGAGGAGAUCAUAGACAGUGUGCGUGAGGAUAGUCCUCAGAAGGAGCAGAGCGCUGAAGACCAGGCCGUUGCCGGUGAAGUGGUGGAAGAUGUUGGUGUUGACAAGCCCACAGAGGUUGAAAAUGUUGAUGCUACUAGUGCUGAUGGUAUCCUCUCUCGAGAAUUGGCUCCAGAAUCAAUCAAAGAAACUAAUGGUACUGGUGAGAUUGAAGGUGCCACUGAGGUUGUUGAUCAUGAAGAGGAGGCUGCUGAUAAUGACAUAAUUGAGGCUGUGCCAGAUGAUGCGGAUGGGGAUGGUAAUGAGGCUGAGGACGAUGACGACGGGACAAACUCUGACACGAGUCCUGCACGGGUUGCAAUUUUAGAGAGCUCUGAAGCCGCGAAGCAGAUCAUGAAGGAGCUUGCAGAAGGCUCCUCUAGUGGUAGUAUCUCAAGAGACUUCACCAAUAGCAUGGAUGGGCAGAUUAUGCUUGAUGAUUCUGAGGAUGAUGAUGAUGAUAAUGAUGAUGAUGGGGAUGAGAAGGGAUUUGAUUCUGCUGCCCUGGCGGCCCUUCUGAAAGCGGCAACUGGUGGAUCCUCAGGUGGGGAUAUCACAGUUACUUCACAAGAUGGUUCUAGAAUAUUUACCAUGGACCGACCUGCUGGUCUUGGUUCAUCAGCCCCUUCUCUGAGGCCGACUGCGCCUCGCCAAUCUGCCCGGUCAAACCUAUUCAGCCCCUCAGAGCUAGCAGUUACAGCUGACCCUACAGAAGAGAUGACAGAGGAAGAGAAGAAGCUGCAUGACAAGGUUGAGUUGAUUAGAGUAAAGUUUCUGCGUCUGGUUUACAGAUUGGGAGCUACUCCUGAAGAAACGGUUGCAGCACAAGUGCUGUACCGUCUGAGCCUUGCUGAGGGUAUCCGACAUGGCAGGCAGACGAACCGAGCAUUCAGCCUUGAUAAUGCACGGAGGAAGGCCUUACUUCUUGAAGCAGAGGGAAAAGAGGAUCUGAACUUCUCAUGCAACAUACUUGUUCUAGGAAAAACUGGAGUCGGCAAAAGUGCAACUAUCAAUUCUAUAUUUGGUGAAGAGAAGUCCAGAACUGACGCCUUUAGCUCAGCAACCACAAAUGUGCGGGAAAUUGUUGGUGAUGUGGAUGGUGUCAAGAUUAGAAUCAUUGAUACACCUGGCCUUCGACCUAACGUGAUGGACCAGGGAUCAAACAGAAAGAUUCUUGCUGCUGUCAAGAACUAUACCAAGAAAUGUCCGCCAGAUAUUGUUCUAUAUGUGGAUCGUCUGGAUAGUCUGAGCCGUGAUCUCAAUGAUUUGCCUCUUCUGAAGACUAUUACUGCUGUUCUUGGCUCAUCCAUAUGGUUCAAUGCCAUUGUUGCACUGACACAUGCUGCCUCAGCUCCUCCUGAAGGCCUCAAUGGUGCUCCCAUGACAUAUGAGGUCUUGAUGGCUCAGAGAUCCCACAUCAUCCAGCAGUCCAUCAGGCAGGCUGCUGGAGAUAUGCGGUUGAUGAACCCAGUAGCACUUGUUGAGAACCAUCCUUCGUGCAGGAAAAACCGGGAGGGCCAGAAAGUGCUUCCGAAUGGCCAAAGCUGGAGGCAUCAGAUGUUACUUUUGUGCUACUCCUCAAAGAUAUUAUCAGAAGCCAACUCACUCCUGAAGCUUCAGGAUCCUAAUCCUGGAAAGCUUUUUGGUUUCCGUUUCCGCUCCCCGUCUCUUCCUUUCUUGUUGUCCUCACUCUUGCAGUCUAGAGCCCACCCCAAACUUUCUGCUGAGCAGGGUGGCAAUGAAGGUGAUUCUGAUGUUGAAUUGGAUGACUAUUCUGAUGUAGAACAAGAUGAUGACGAAGAAGAAUAUGAUCAGCUUCCACCCUUCAAGCCCUUGACCAAAGCUCAGCUUGCAAGGCUCACAAAGGAGCAGAAGAAUGCUUAUUUUGACGAGUAUGACUACAGGGUCAAGCUUCUCCAGAAGAAACAAUGGAAGGAUGAGAUCCGCAGGUUGAAGGAGAUGAAGAAGAGGGGGAAAACUGAUCUGGAUGAUUAUGGGUAUGCUAAUAUCGCUGGUGAGAACGAUCAGGAUCCUCCUCCAGAGAAUGUAUCGGUUCCCUUGCCUGACAUGGUGCUUCCCCCUUCAUUUGAUUGUGACAAUCCCACAUACCGGUACCGCUUUUUGGAGUCAACCUCGACUGUCCUAGCAAGGCCUGUUUUGGAUGCGCAUGGAUGGGAUCAUGACUGUGGUUAUGAUGGAGUGAGCGUUGAAGAGACACUGGCUAUCCUUAGCAGGUUCCCGGCAAAUGUAGCAGUUCAGGUCACCAAGGACAAGAAGGAAUUCAGCAUCCAUUUGGACUCUUCCAUCGCAGCAAAGCAUGGAGAGAAUGCAUCAUCACUUGCUGGUUUUGAUAUCCAGACUGUUGGGCGCCAGCUUGCCUAUAUUCUCCGCGGCGAGGCAAAAAUCAAGAACAUCAAGAAGAACAAGACCACAGGAGGCUUCUCGGUAACUUUCCUGGGUGACAUUGUGGCAACUGGACUGAAGGUCGAGGACCAGCUCUCCCUUGGGAAGAGGCUGUCGCUAGUUGCCAGCACUGGCGCGAUGCGAGCCCAAGGGGAAACUGCAUAUGGAGCUAACUUGGAGGCACGCCUGAAGGACAAAGACUAUCCGAUUGGCCAGUCCCUCUCAACGCUGGGUCUCUCUCUGAUGAAGUGGCGCCGGGACCUUGCUCUGGGCGCGAACUUGCAGUCCCAGUUCUCCAUCGGAAGGGGGUCGAAGAUGGCAGUGCGACUUGGUCUGAACAACAAGCUGAGCGGGCAGAUCACGGUCAGGACAAGCACCUCGGAGCAGGUCCAGAUCGCACUUCUGGGUCUCGUACCGGUUGCAGCCUCCAUCUACAGGAGCUUCCGGCCCAGUGAACCGUCCUUCGCUUAUUAGCCUGUCAGGAGUCUCAGUCCAAUUACUUCAUAACCAUGUGGUUUCUCUUGGCAAUUUUCUUCUUCACAUGAACCAUGUUUCUUGCUGUUUCAGUUUACUCCCUUGUAAUUGGCAGAUCGUUUCCUACCAUAAUUUUGGCUGAAGAGGGUUGUGCGAUUUAUCUGGAACUGUAGCUGAAUAAAUAAUGUCGAGAAAUGUACCAUCCUUGUGUUUAUCAAUAUCUAUUGCAGCGUCUAUUCUGAUUA